GAGAGAUACAAUUCUGUGGUAAAAUAUUUCGAAGCAGAGCGUCGGUACGGAUGGUGUGUCAGCUGAGUUACCGGUGAGGAUCGCGGGGACCGGGGAGUGGUCUGCUGCCGAGGGUGGAGUGCUUCAAGUUAUACGAAUACGAAAUUACGAAGCCGAUUCCAGUCUCUACUGUAGUCUUACAUUUAUCUAGAGUGGUGACGCUCAAUCUUAUUCUUUUGGACUUGAAAGUUUGUACGUUACUCAUCUGACAUUUACCGGGAGACGUGCAUUUGUUGAUUUCGACACCUCCUGGGGAAUUAUAGGGAGGAGUCAUGUCUUCGUGUCUGCUACCUCCAUGCGUCAUCGACGUGGGAACGGGAUACACCAAGCUGGGCUUUGCUGGCAACAAAGAACCGCAGCUUAUGAUACCUUCUGCAAUAGCAAUUAAAGAGACUGCCAAAGUUGGAGAUAAUUCUACAAGGCGAGUGACCAAAGGUAUCGAGGAUUUAGAUUUUUACAUUGGAGAUGAAGCUUUUGAUGCCACUGGUUAUGCGGUCAAGUAUCCAGUUAGGCAUGGUCUAGUUGAGGACUGGGAUCUGAUGGAACGUUUUCUUCAACAAUGUAUAUUUAAAUAUUUGAGGGCUGAGCCAGAGGACCACUAUUUUUUGUUGACAGAGCCUCCUCUAAAUACUCCUGAAAAUCGCGAAUAUACAGCUGAAAUAAUGUUUGAGUCAUUUAAUGUUUCUGGACUGUACAUUGCUGUCCAGGCAAUAUUAGCUAUUGCAGCUUCUUGGACUCCAAAAAACGUUGAAGACAGGAGUUUGACUGGCAUUGUUAUCGACAGUGGUGAUGGAGUGACUCACGUAAUUCCAGUGGCAGAGGGUUUUGUUAUUGGUAGCUGUAUCAAGCACAUUCCAAUCGCUGGUCGAGAUAUUACGUACUUUAUUCAAAGUCUCUUGAGAGACAGGGAAAUCGGAAUUCCUCCUGAGCAAUCUUUGGAAACAGCAAAGACAAUCAAAGAGAAGCACUGUUACAUUUGUCCCGAUAUUGCCAAAGAAUUUGCAAAAUUUGACAGUGAUCCUAGCAAAUUUGCAAAAUAUGAUGGUGUUAAUAAUAUUACCAAACAACCGUUUAGUGUGGAUGUUGGAUAUGAAAGAUUUCUUGGACCAGAAAUUUUCUUUCAUCCUGAGUUUUCUAAUCCAGAUUUUACGACGCCUCUCGAUGAAAUAGUAGAUGACGUUAUCCAAAACUGCCCCAUUGACGUUAGAAGGCCUUUGUAUAAUAAUAUUGUAUUGUCGGGUGGUUCUACCAUGUUCAAAGGAUUUGGGAAAAGAUUGCAAAGAGAUAUAAAAAAAACAGUUGAUGCUCGUUUGAAACUGAGCACAGAUUUGAGUGGUGGACAUAUCACUCCAAAGCCAAUUGAUGUUCGUGUAAUAUCACACCACAAGCAACGCUGUGCCGUAUGGUAUGGUGGAGCUUUGUUGGCGAGUGAUCCCGAAUUUUACACAGUGUGUCACACGAAAGCUGAUUAUCAAGAACACGGCCCAGCAAUAUGUCGUUACAAUCCCGUGUUCCGUAGCAUGAUUUAGAAAUAAAGUCAAAGAGU
Molecule: messenger RNA, 1585 nt
Organism: Copidosoma floridanum
Lineage: Eukaryota; Metazoa; Arthropoda; Insecta; Hymenoptera; Encyrtidae
Gene: Arp3
Product: Actin-related protein 3
Source: RefSeq, a predicted model, not a curated record